This is a messenger RNA of Sporothrix brasiliensis 5110, 966 nucleotides long. RefSeq lists its product as uncharacterized. The transcript has a single exon. Lineage: Eukaryota; Fungi; Ascomycota; Sordariomycetes; Ophiostomatales; Ophiostomataceae. The coding region runs from base 1 to 966 and encodes 321 amino acids. The record is from RefSeq and is a predicted model, not a curated record.
AUGCCGCUGCCUCCAGCAAGUGGCGGCGCGUACCCGGCAACCUCCAUGGCGAAUGAGCCUUACCAGAAGCUGCCGAUAACGGGCUCCCCGCACUACACAGCGGAACCCCAGGAGAUGCCUAUGCAGCAGGCCUCGUCGAUGCCUUCAGUGCAGCUCUCGCUUGUCGCUAACGACCAUCCGCAAUCGAACAUUCGGACGCAGUACGCUUAUGUCCAAGGAACGUCUGCCCCGCCACCGCAAAUGUCCCUGCCAACUGCCAGUGAUGCCAGUGGCCUGAGCAUCCCGAGAUAUGUUGACAACAACGCGCGCCCGGCGAAGAGCCCCCGCCACGGAAACAAUGACUCUGUCCACAGUGCGGCGUCCUUGAGCACGAGCAACGACACACCUGGCGAGUAUAGGUAUGCCCCGACACCGUACUUGGGCGUCGGGAGCACCAGCGAGCUAAGCCCACACUCGCAGCACCCGCAACAUGAUGCUCAGCAUUCGCCAUCGCAGCCACCUCCGCCACAACAGCAAGGACGUACCCAGCAGCAACAGUCGCAGCCUCAGUCACAGCAGCAGUCUCCGUCACAGCCACUACCUCUCCCCCACCCGCAACAGCCGCCGCCGUCACAGCAGCAGCAGCAGCAGCAGCACCAGAGUGCCCCCCAGCACCACCAGGGGCAGGCGUACGGCCCAACGUCGCACGAUACUUCAGGCAACAACAGCACGGCCAACCCGCCUUCAGCGUCUCACCCGCCUCCCCGCGACUAUUAUCCAUCGGCGACUUCAUGGGCACAGCCUCCUGGUGAUGCGAGCCAAACUCCGUAUGCGAACGGCGAAUCUCGACACUAUUCCUUCCCUGAUCAAUACAAGGCCGGCCACCAAGUUAAAAAUGGCGAAGCUCUUCCACAACCACACAGCUAUGCUGCCCGGGGAUCGUUCGAUGCGACGACGAUGAACCACUACUCUUGGAGUGCGGCUUAG